AAAGCACAUCAAGAUUAGGGUGCAGGCCGGAUUGGGCCGGAUUGAUUACGCAUCACUUGACGCCGUCUUUUGAACAACUAUAUUUCACCUUCAACCCAAAGUCUCUUGUGCCUUGAUGCACCAGGAGCCUCAAGAAAACAGCUAUCAGAAUGAGGCCCGUCCGCGCACCAAGGGGCAGAAGCCGAGGUGGCAUGAUGAGAGGAAGUAGUAGAGGCGUUCCAGGAAGGGGAGCUUCCUUUUCCAGAGGAAGAGGAUCGGCGCCGCAUUUUCCCCAGAAACGCGGCUCCUUUAAUAAUGUUUCCAUUGCCGCGCGCAGCACCAAACGCAGUUACGAUGAAGUAGCUCCUUCAAGAAGCACUACUUCUUACGAACACCAGUCUAGCAGCUCGUCCAGGCAUUAUGGUGAGCCAGCUGAAAAGUAUUACUCGUAUGGAAGCUCUAACAGCAACCGCGGCAGCUAUAAGCUGAAAUAUACAAAAUAUCAAACGGAGUCCUUAAGCUACCACCAUCAUGAUUCUCAUCGUUCUCCUUCUCCCCGCCGGAGGUCCCAAUCUGAACACUACGAAAGUGAGGCUCCGAGCCACCGAAGCAACAGCAGCCACUACAGAGGAGACCACCAGGAGGAGCGGUACGAUAGAUCCUUUGAAAGAUUCGAAGAGCACCGCCCUCAAGAACGAUACCAAUCCUCUCGUGACCCGUACAGGGAGGAGGUGGGGGAAGAGCCGCUAGAGCCUCCACCUCCCCCUUUGAUUUCCAAAACAGAGGAUUAUCUGCCAGCUCCCAAAGUGAUGCCCCAGAGAGGCCGGGGAGCAAUGCGAGGAGUGAAAAGAGCACCAUUCAGGACCUACGGCUCAACAACCGUGGUGUCCUCGCAAAAGGCAGCGCUGCUUGCCAAGAAAAAAUUGGCCCUUGCCACGGGCAGAACGUUCAAGAGGCCCACCUUCACCAAAGUUGUCAGACCGAGGGUUUUUGAAGUUAACCCUGAAAGUCCUGACCAGGAUCCUGAAGCUAAUGAUGACGCUGAUGACACUUACACACAGCAUAGACCCAACCUGGUGCCGCACAGUCGAUCAGGGUACAAGUUCAUACCACUGCAGUGUCCCCAUUGCAAGCUGUCAUGCACAACCUUCCACCAAUACAAGAUACACUUGACCAAGAAACGGCAUAUCAUAGCAAUGGUGAAGGUGGAAGCUGAUAUCAAACAGAGGGUGAUCAGCAUGCGAUCCCAGCAGAGGAAGCAGCAGAACCAGGAAGAAGAAAAACCUGACCCAGAAAAACCACUGUCGGAAUUCACCUCGUUCUGCCCCACUUGCAAACUUAACUACCGUCAGAGUAAGGAGAUCCAUGAGAGCUCCAAAAUGCAUGUUGAAAUAAAACAGUUCCUCUAUCCAACAUGCAGCACUUGCAAUAUCAAGUUUAAGUCAGCACGCUUUUAUGAACAGCACUUGUGCAGCUUGGAACAUAUAAGGACUAUAGCAGCCAAGAAGGAAACGAAGAAGGAUAAAAAAGACAAUGGGGAUGAGGUUGGAGAAAUUGAUCGUGAAGCGCUGGAUAUCCUUGAAGGUUUCAUGGUGGUUGAUUCAGUUGGGGAAGAUGAUGAUGAUGAUGUUGAGAAGGAGGAGCUCCAUGGCGUUGAUCGUAUCAAGACAGUUGAGGCGCUGUUCUGCGAGCUUUGCCAGCGUUUCCUGCCCAGACUUGAUGACGUAGAUAAAGCCAAGUCAGUGCACUGCCGCAGUUCAUUGCACAAGAAAAACUUUGAAGUCAGUGAGAAGACGAAAGCCAGACGUGCCGAAGAGGACAAGUCCAAAGAUAAGGAAACUGCUGUAGAGCACACACAUGAAAAGGAAAAGCCUGUUGCUGUGCAAGAGGAGGAAAAGGACGAAAUGGCAGAUGAUGAGGCUAUUUGGCGAGAUGUUGAGCGAGAUAUUGGGGAACUUCUCAAAGACAGGAAUGAUGAUGUCAACUCAAACAUUUCCGCUGAGGAUGUACAGCUAUCCCCCGUCUAAUUAAUUAGGUGUGCAUGUAGCACCAAUAAUUGGUUUUUAGAUAUUAUUUUUCAAUCGGGAGUGAUUUUCAGGAAAUCCUAAUCAAAACAUACCAUUAUCAACUACAACUUGAGGUCUCAGCCGCGCAAUUUUGUGGUGGUGGCUGGUUGAACGACUUAAGCCAAAAUGCAGCCUUGUGGCUGAGCAUUUUUGGUGGCGGCUAAGACUAUUUGUUAAGUGGAGGUCCAUUUAUAAUGAUUAAAUAAGGGCCUGUACGGUCAUAUCCCAAUAAUUUUCUCCAGCAAACUUUCGUUUUUUUUUUCAACUUCUAAACCAGCGGCCGGCCACUUGACCAAACUUAGCUGGCUGGUGCAGUGCAGCGCGGCUUGCUGAGACCUCUCGACUAUUAGUGCUUUAUAUAUUGACUCCAGGUGAAGAACUGGUGCUUUUUAGUUAUAUAUUUGUUUCCUUUCUACGAAUGCGAAUGAUGAGAAUUGUAGAACUCCAUGAAUAAAAGACUUCAAAUACAUA
Messenger RNA from Cloeon dipterum, 2516 nucleotides. RefSeq lists its product as uncharacterized. The record is from RefSeq and is a predicted model, not a curated record. The coding region runs from base 150 to 2006 and encodes 618 amino acids. Lineage: Eukaryota; Metazoa; Arthropoda; Insecta; Ephemeroptera; Baetidae. The transcript has 14 exons.